CAUGUGGCAUGGGCUGGGGGCACAGGUCAGCCGGGAGGAGCUGGACGUCCCCCUGGAUCUUCACACAGCUGCUUCCAUUGGCCAGUAUGAAGUGGUGAAGGAAUGUGUGCAGCGUUCCCAGUGAGCCAAAGCAAAACCUUGCUGAAGCCCCAGGACUCCGGUUCCCAACUUGUGGUCCUCACUUAGACAUACCAGACCAUGGAGCGCUGGUGCAGCUUGGUACGGGAUAGUCUGUUGUGCUCCCCCUGCAGGAGGCUCUAGACAUAGGCAGUUGGGUAUGCAGUCAGUGCGACCCCUCACAGGAUCACGUUUGAAAUUCUCAGGCUCCUGAGUCUUUCGGUGUCCUGUUAAGAUGCAGAGUCCAGAAUGGCUCCGCAGAGGAGCAGCGGAAGGUGUUUGUGUUGUGGUGGGAUUUCGACACUAGCUGAAGUGGAGGCUUGCUGACAGAGAGAGUUAGAUUUGAAUAAGAAGAACGGUGGUGGCUGGACCCCGCUGAUGUAUGCCUCCUACAUUGGCCACGAUACCAUCGUGCACCUACUGCUUGAGGCGGGGGUGAGUGUGAAUGUGCCGACCCCAGAAGGGCAGACUCCACUGAUGCUGGCCUCCAGCUGUGGCAACGAGAGCAUCGCCUACUUUCUCCUCCAGCAAGGUGCAGAGCUAGAAAUGAAAGACAUCCAGGGCUGGACGGCCCUUUUCCACUGUACCAGCGCCGGGCACCAGCACAUGGUCAGGUUCCUCUUGGACAGUGGAGCCAAUGCCAACGUGAGGGAGCCGAUAUAUGGAUUUACUCCUUUGAUGGAAGCAGCUGCGGCUGGCCAUGAGAUAAUCGUGCAGUAUUUUCUGAAUCACGGAGUCAAGGUGGAUGCGAGAGACCACAGUGGAGCCACAGCCCGGAUGCUGGCCAAGCAGUACGGACACAUGAAGAUCGUGGCCUUGAUGGACACUCACUCGCCCUCUCUGCCCAAGAGCCUCUAUCGGAGCCCAGAAAAGUACGAAGAUCUGAGCUCCUCUGACGAGUCCUGCCCUGCUCCUCAGAGACACAGACCGUGCCGGAAGAAGGGUGUCAGCAUCCACGAGGGACCGCGAGCCCUGGCCAGGAUCACAGGCAUUGGCCUGGGCGGCAGAGCCCCACGGCCUCACUAUGAGCAGGCUCCUCCCCGGGGAUAUGUCACCUUCAGCAGCAGUGGUGAGAACCCCCUGGAAGAAGAGGGCCUCUGCUGCCGGGACGUCACCUCCCCCAUCAACGAGCGGGACGUGGAGAGCAGCAGCAGCAGCAGCAGCCGGGAGGAACAUGCUUUCUGUGCCAACCUGGAGCCUGUCCAGAGCAGCAGCAGCAGCGAGGGCCUGGCCAGAGCCCAGGGGCUGAGCAGCGAAGCUUCUGUGGAGAGCAAUGAGGACUCGGACCACGCCUGUAAAAGCUCAGCUCGCAAACAAGCUAAAAGUUACAUGAAGACCAAGAAUCCUGACAGCCAGUGGCCUCCCCGCACUGGGACUGACAGGGAAGAUUUUCCCCUUGAGUCCAGCCCCCAGACUCAGAGGGCCGCCUACUCAGGACCCCAGGACCUGGCCACACUGCUGGAGCAGAUCGGGUGUCUGAAGUACCUGCAGGUGUUUGAGGAGCAGGACGUGGACCUCCGCAUCUUUCUGACCCUCACUGAGAGCGACCUGAAGGAAAUCGGCAUCACGCUGUUUGGGCCCAAGAGGAAAAUGACGUCCGCCAUUGCCCGCUGGCACAGCAGUGCCCGCCCGCCCGGGGACGCCCUGGAGCUGGCCUACGCCGACCGGCUGGAGGCUGAGAUGCAGGAGCUCGCCAUCCAGCUGCACAAGCGCUGCGAGGAGGUAGAGGCCGUGCGGGGCCAGGUGUGCCAGGAGCAGGAGCUACGUGCCGUGGUGGAGAGCUGCCUGCUGGAGCAGGACCGUGCCCGCGAGGACCUCCAGGCCCAGCUGCAGGAGACGUGGGCCCUGGCCCAGGACGCUGCCCUUGUCCUGGACCAGUUGCGAGCCUGUCAAGCUGAGCUGUCAGCUCGAGUGAGGCGGGACCAUCCCCCUGGUGCAGCCACCCUGGGCCCAGGCCUCCCCACAGCUGACUCCAAGGGAUGGCAAGUGUCCCUGCAGGCCAUGAGCCUCCCCGAGCUCUCGGGAGCCCUGGAGGACCGUGUCCAUGAGAUGGGGCAAGCACUGUGCUCAGUGACCCAGAGCCUGGAGAAGCUGCAGGUGCUGAACGGGAAGAAGUGGCGGGAGCCCUAGCCCGCGGGCCGAAUCUGACGUUGGGUGAUUGGUCCACCCUGAAGCUGUGUGCCAGGGAGUGAAGAGGACAGUAAGCAGGCAGCUGCCACGUGCAGCCCAGGCCCAGUGGGGGCCAGAGGAUCAGGCCCCGGGAGCAGCCGGCAGACAGAGGCAAGACGGGCUGCGGCCCUGGUCGAGCAGCUCGGGCCAGCACUGAGGCGGGACGAGGGUCUCACCCAGAGCCUGGUGGUGAGGCCCAGAGUUCAUGGGCUGCCCUGGCCCAGACCAGGCAGGGCCCUGGGGGAAAGUAUAUCCAUACACACACACAGGUGCUAACUGAGGUGUAACCUUAGGGGUGAGGACUGGGGCACCUGGAAAAUGCCAUUUGUUGGAAAAUAAAAUUGAAGAACAGCUA
This is a messenger RNA of Rhinopithecus roxellana (golden snub-nosed monkey), 2641 nucleotides long. It is a transcript of the gene ANKS3, whose product is annotated as ankyrin repeat and sterile alpha motif domain containing 3. Gene Ontology annotation, molecular function: protein binding. The transcript is spliced from 17 exons. Gene Ontology annotation, cellular component: cilium. Lineage: Eukaryota; Metazoa; Chordata; Mammalia; Primates; Cercopithecidae. The coding region runs from base 496 to 2247 and encodes 583 amino acids. The record is from RefSeq and is a predicted model, not a curated record.